AUGAAGUUUUCCGCAAGUUUGGCACUUUUGACAGGUACCUUGAUAUCUGCGGUAUCAAGUAGAGAUGUUGCUUGUUUUGUUGAUAACAAACAAGUUGAAAUAGUUGAUUAUGAUACUGGAACAUGUAAAUUCCCAAUUCCUAGUAAUUUACCUGUUGCUUUCUCGUUUGUUUCCCGAAAUGAUUAUAAUGUUGAAUAUUAUUACAGUGUUGUUAAUAGUAAAAGACACAAUACCGAUAUUAGAAACAAAGGUAGAAUCAUUGAAGUCCCAGCCCGUGAUUUAUAUGGUCAAAGAAUUCCAUUAUAUCAAGUUCAUUUAGAAAAAACACCUGCUUCUAAUUCUACUGAAGCUUUAAGAAGAAGAUUCAUGAAAGAUGUUCCAUUGGUUAAAAAAGAUGAAAUUGAUGAUUGGCUCAGUGAAAUUGGUGAUGUUGAAGGAGAAGAACUUCCUGAUGCUGAUAUCAGUGUAGGUGAACCAAUUUCCUCUGAAUCAUCUGUUUCUCAAGAAUCAACUUCCGCUAUUACUUCUUCUGAAGAAUCCAAUUCCGCAUCUGCUUCUGUUUCUUCUGAAGUGUCUUCUACAUCCGAGGAAUCUUCUGCUGCUGCUUCUAGCUCUGCUGCUUCAUCUGAAGAAACUUCUGCUGCAUCUAGCUCUCCUGUUUCUUCUGAAGAAACUUCUGCUGCUUCUAGUUCCGAAGCUGCUUCUAGCUCUGCUGUUUCCUCUGCUGCUUCUGAAGAAUCUGCUUCUAGCUCUGCUGAAGAAUCUUCUGUCGCUGCUUCCAGUUCUGUUGGUUCUUCUGCUGCUUCAUCGGAAGCUGUCUCUUCCGUCUCUGGUUCUGAAUCUGUUGCAUCUGCUGAAUCCACUUCUUUCGAAUCUGUUUCAGAAUCUACCAGUGCUGAAGAACCUGUUUCAUCGACUGAAGGUACUGCUUCUGCUUCUGCUUCCUCUGGUGCUGAAGAAUCUUCUGCUGCUACUUCUGGUGCUGAAGAAUCUUCUGUUGCUUCCGGUGCUGAAGAAUCUACUACUGGUGCUCCAGAAGCUACUGUUACCACUGAAUCUGAAGUUAUCAUUACUGUUACUUCUUGUUCUAACGAUAUUUGUGUCGGUACUACCGUCCCAGGUGCUGAAACUACUGUUACUACCACUGUUUCUGGUACUACUACUAUCUACACCACUUACUGCCCAGUUUCUUCUGUCGAAACUGUCGAAUCUACCAAGAUCAUCACUGUUACUUCUUGUUCUGACAACAAAUGUGAAGAAACCACCGUUGAAGCUACUCCACUCACCACUGAAACCGUUACUGAAGGUACCGUUACUGAAUACGUUACUUACUGUCCACUUUCUUCUGGUGCUGAAGAAGAAUCUACCAAGAUCAUCACUGUUACUUCUUGUUCCAACGAUAUCUGUGUUGCUACCACUGUCCCAGGUGUCAAGACCACUGUCUCUACCGCUGCUCCAAACGGUGAAACCACUGUCUACACUACCUACUGCCCAGAAUCUUCUGUUGAAACUGUUGAAUCUACCAAGAUCAUCACUGUUACCUCUUGUUCUGAAGAUAAAUGUGAAGAAACUACCGUUGAAGCUACUCCAUCUACUGCUGAAACUGUUGUUGAAGGUACUACUACUGAAUACGUCACCUACUGUCCAGUUACUUCUGGUGCUGAAGAUAAAACUGAAAGUGGUGAAGUUGUCGUUACUGCUACUGCAUGUGAUAAUGAUGUUUGUCAUGAAACCGUUGUUCCAGGUACUAAAACUACUGUUACUACUACUGCUCCAGGAGGCGAAACCACCGUUUACACUACUUACGGUCCAGCAUCUUCCAUUGAAACUGUUGAAUCAUCAAAAGAUAUCACUGUUUGGGCUUGUGAUGAACAAACUUGUCAUGCCGGUACUGUUGGUGCUACUCCAUCCACUACUGAAACUGUUUAUGAAGGUACUACUUCCACAUACGUCACUUACUGUCCAACAACCAGUGUGUUGACUGGUGGUGAAACCAUUGUUACUGGUGCUAUCACUUCAAGUAGUGAAAUCUAUGUUCCAAAACCUACUGUUAUUACUUCUGGUGGUAAGACCCAAAGUACUGUUUCUUAUGUCAGUGUCUCUAAGGUUACAGUUAACACUGAAACUACUGCUGCCACUACUGCUGGUGAAAAUGAACAAGUUCCAAGCUCAAUUGUUUCUGUCACUGUUUGUAACAAUGAUAUUUGUCAUCCAACAACUGUGAUAGCUACCUUGACUGAGGUUACUACUAGUGUUAAUGGCGCAAAAACUACUUAUUCUACUUUCUACCCAGCUUCUUCAAUUGAAACCGUUGAAUCUUCCAAAGUCAUCACUGUUGUUGCUUGUAGUAGUGAUAACUGUUUCGCCACUACCGCUGUUGCCACUCCAGAAGUUGGUACCACUGUUGUUGAAGGUACUACUAAUGAAUAUGUUACCUACAAACCAACUCAAUCCGCUAAUACAGAAGCUAGCGCUGGUGGUCCAGUUUUUGCUUCCACUGUUAUUACUUCUGAAGGGGUUCCAUAUGUUCCACAAACCACUGUUAUUUCAUCUGGUAAAUCAGUUGAAACUUCUGUUUCAUUGAUUAGUGUUUCCGUUGGUACUGAAUUCCAAAAACCAUCUACAACUAUCGUAACUGAAGAUUACAUUUCAGUUACUUCUUGUAGUGAAGCUAUUUGUGUUGGAACUACUGUUCCUGCUGUUUCUACUGGUGUAACAACCACUGUUAAUGGUGUUGAAACUACUUAUAGCACCAUGCAACCUGUUUCUUCUGUUGAAACAGUUGAAUCAAGCAAAGUAAUUCCUGUCGUUGCUUGUAGUGGUGAUAAAUGUUAUGCCACUUCUGCUAUUGCAACUCCAUCUACCACCAAUACUGUUAUUGAAGGUACAACUUCCGAAUAUGUCACUUAUUGUCCAUCUUCAGCUUCUGGUGGAGAAGUUAUUGCUACUGAAUUGGUUACCUCUGAAGGUGUCACUUAUGUUCCACAAUCUACUGUUGUUACCUCUGGUGAAUCUAGUUAUGUUUCUACAAGCUAUGUUAGUGUUUCAGUUGCUACACCAGGAACUACAUUAGCUUCUCAAUCAUCAUCUAUUGCAACUGGCUCCUCACCAGCAAUUUCAAGUUAUGCUGGUAGCGCAUCUUCUAGAGGUGUCUCCAUUUUGGCAUUGGCUUUGAUUCCAUUGGGAUAUUUCAUCUAA
Molecule: messenger RNA, 3198 nt
Organism: Candida tropicalis MYA-3404
Lineage: Eukaryota; Fungi; Ascomycota; Pichiomycetes; Serinales; Debaryomycetaceae
Exons: 1
Coding region: 1-3198 (1065 amino acids)
Source: RefSeq, a predicted model, not a curated record